AUGUUGUCGCUUUGGGGACCAUCUCAGAGACAGGAGUUGCAUCCCAGAUUGCGGAGCCAUUUUUGUUUAAGCCCUGAGCGCGGCGGUUUUAAGGCAAGUCUCCUCAUGGGAGACUUCAACCAAGCCAUCGAUGUGUCUGAGACAUAUCCGCCCCCGCCCGAGUUGCGUGCGAAGGCGCAUGUGAAGUCAAUGGAGGAGUACCAAGCAAUGUACAAAGCCAGUUUAGAAGACCCCGAGAAUUUCUGGGGCGACAUGGCCCGGCAAUUCUUCUGGAAGAAACCAUUCGAAAAAGUGGGUCCAGUGUACAACUUUGAUCGCACCAAGGGAGACGUGUCCAUCAGAUGGUUUGAGGGAGGCACCACAAAUAUCAGCUAUAACUGCCUGGACAGAAACAUUGAGCAGGGGUUCGGAUCGAAGACCGCGAUCUACUACGAGUGCAACGAUUUGGAGGAUGCUCAUGCAGCCUACUCCUACUCGGACGUGUUGAAGAUGGUAUGCAAGCUUGCAAACGCCCUGAAAGCCGAAGGUGUCCAGAAAGGAGAUAGGGUAUCGGUCUACCUGCCGAUGAUCGCCGAGCUUCCCGCCUCCAUGCUCGCCUGUGCCCGGAUCGGGGCUGUCCACUCCGUGGUCUUCGGCGGCUUCUCCGCCGAGUCCCUGGCGGGACGCCUAGUGGAUGCACAGUCGAGCGUGGUGAUCACCGCCGAUGGCGUCAUGCGGGGGGCCAAGCCCGUGCAACUAAAGGCCAUCACGGACAAGGCCUGUGAGAUCACCGCCAAGGAAGGCUUCAAUGUGAAGCGGGUGGUCUGUGUAGCACGCCUCAAAGACACCCCGCGAGCAUCGCAGGCACAGCACGCUUGGGUCGAAGGCAGGGAUGUUUGGUACUCCGACUUUGUCAAAACACAGCCGGAGGAGUGUGAGUGCGAAUGGAUGGACAGUGAGGCACCCCUCUUCAUGCUCUACACUUCGGGCAGUACUGGAAAGCCCAAGGGCGUCCUCCACACUACAGGGGGCUACAUGCUCGGAUCUUUUGCCACGACCAAGUAUACUUUUGACUACCACCCGGAGGAUGUGUACUUCUGCACCGCCGAUUGUGGCUGGAUCACAGGACACUCCUACGUGACCUACGGCCCCAUGCUGAACACCGCCACGCAGGUCGUCUUCGAAGGUGUCCCCACGCACCCAGAGGUUGACCGCUUUUGGAAGGUCUGCGAGAAAUACAAGGUCAGCAUCUUCUACACGGCCCCCACCGCCAUCCGGGCCUUGAUGAAAUCUGGGGACGCGCCGGUUACUCGCAACGACCUCAGCAGCCUCCGACUGCUGGGAUCCGUCGGUGAGCCGAUCAACCCAGAGGCCUGGAGAUGGUACCACCGAGUCGUCGGCGGUGGGCGCUGCGCCAUUGCCGACACGUACUGGCAGACAGAGACAGGGAGCCACCUGAUCACCCCCCUGGUGGGGGCCAUGACCUGCAAGCCGGGCUCCGCCAGCUUUCCCUUCUUCGGGGUGGAGCCCGCGAUCUUGGAUGAGAACGGCAAGGAGUUGGAGGGAGAGUGCAGCGGCCGAUUGGUGCUCAAGAGGCCGCCUCCCUCCAUGAUGCGCACGGUCUAUGGGGACCACCAGCGCUUUGAGGAAACAUACUUCUCGCAGUUUAAUGGCUGCUACUUCACCGGGGACGGCUGCAAGCGGGACAAGGAUGGCUUCUACUGGCUCACCGGGCGCAUGGACGAUGUGAUCAACGUCUCGGGUCACCGAAUCGGCACUGCGGAGGUUGAGUCAGCCCUCGUCGCACAUUCGAAGGUGGCGGAAGCUGCGGUCGUCGGCUUCCCGCACGAAAUCAAGGGCGAGGGCAUCUGGUGCUACGUGACCCUGAACGAGGGUGAGGCCUACGAGGACAGUCUGAAAGCUGAUCUCAAGAAGCAGGUGCGGGAGGUCAUUGGAGCUUUCGCCAUGCCUGACGAGAUCCACUGGGCCCCUGGUCUGCCGAAGACACGGUCCGGCAAGAUCAUGCGAAGAGUCCUUCGGAAGCUCGCGCUGCCGGACUACGAGACACAGGACCUUGGGGACACCUCCACCCUCGCAGAUCCUUCCGUCGUGGAUGUGCUGAAGUCCUACCAUCCAAGGAAAGCUGCGGCAGGGUAUGCCGGCAAGUAG
Symbiodinium sp. CCMP2456 is the source of this 2148-nucleotide messenger RNA. The record is from the annotation of a GenBank genome assembly. NCBI's taxonomy places the organism in Eukaryota, Dinophyceae, Suessiales, Symbiodiniaceae.